This is a messenger RNA of Chenopodium quinoa (quinoa), 1488 nucleotides long. Its product is annotated as protein BTR1-like. Gene Ontology annotation, biological process: regulation of gene expression. The transcript is spliced from 9 exons. Gene Ontology annotation, molecular function: mRNA binding. Bases 160 to 1062 code for a protein of 300 amino acids. The record is from RefSeq and is a predicted model, not a curated record. NCBI's taxonomy places the organism in Eukaryota, Viridiplantae, Streptophyta, Magnoliopsida, Caryophyllales, Amaranthaceae. Gene Ontology annotation, cellular component: cytosol; cytoplasm.
UAAAUAAAUAAAUGAAAGAAAGGAGUGUGAAUUAAGAGGAUAUUGGAGCUUUUCACGUGCACCCCUCCCUGUCUCUUUCCUCCAUUGAAGCGGCUCUCUGAAUUCUGCGUUGAAAGCAGCUUUCUGACCUUUCUCUCUUCAAUUGAAGCCUAGGAAGACAUGGAUAAGCCUACAUAUCUCAAGUUCCUUGUUUCAAAUGCUGCCGCUGGCUCAGUUAUUGGCAAAGGUGGGUCAAUGAUCACUGAUUUUCAGAAAGAUUCUGGGGCUCGAAUUCAGUUGUCACGCAAUCAGGAAUACUAUCCCGGGACAGCUGACAGAAUAAUUAUGAUAUCUGGAAAGAUUGAUGAUGUAUUGAAGGCUAUGGACCUUAUUCUCAACAAAUUGCUUAGUGAGAUUCAAUCUGAAGAUGGUGAUGAUGCUGACCAAAGAUCUAAAGUUAGACUUGUAGUUUCAAAUAACUGCUGUGGUGCCAUUAUUGGCAAGAGUGGAGCCACCAUAAAGUCGAUUAUUGAAGACUCUCAAGCCGGCAUAAAGAUUUCUCCCCAAGACAAUAACUAUAUUGGGUUGACUGAUCGAGUUGUCACACUGACAGGUUCUUUUGAGGAACAGAUGCGAGCUAUUGAUCUGAUUUUGUCCAAGCUAACAGAAGAUUCCCUUUACAUGCAGUCCAUGAAUGCCCCUCUUUCAUACCCAGGUGUUUUGUUUGCUGGUAUUCACCGUGUGCCAUAUGCAUAUGUGCAUCCUCCAGUUGGAACAGCAACAUACAAUGCAAAUUAUGGACCAAAUGGUGUUGGGGCAAGAUAUCCGAGUAACAAGGAAGAUCGAGGUAACUCCUUGACGAUUGGUGUUGCUGAUGAGCAUAUUGGUGUGGUUGUUGGACGCGGUGGAAGGAACAUACUUGAAAUCAGUCAGGCUAGUGGAGCGAGAAUUAAGAUAUCAGACAGAGGUGAUUUCAUGUCCGGUACAUCUAACAGGAAAGUGACAAUCACUGGUUCACUUAGAGCAAUUCGUACAGCAGAAGCCAUGAUUAAUCAGAAAGUGGCUUCUGUCUCAGAGAGUUGAUGAGUAACUUGGCCACGCCAGAAGUUAUAUUCGUUGCUUGCAUUUGAAACCCCAAUGUUCGCUGAGGUCUAACGUGGAGCAGAAGCUGCAGUUAUAGACGAGCUCAUCGAUACAAGUAUACACGGAAUUGUUGGUAGGAGGGUCGUUACUUGUCACCGGAGACAACUUCAUGCCCUUCCCGAAAUACGUUUAUUUUUAAUAUUUAUUCCAGGCCAAAUCGCUUUUUGUACUUUCUGAGUAGGAGCUAAUUGACAAAUGUUGUCAUUAAUAUGCAAUUGACUAAUAAUUUUAUUUGUUGCAGAGGUUUUGUUUAUUCAAUUAUCCAACAAUACAAUACAUUUCCUUUUUUUUUUUAAAUUCUUUUUCUGUCCAUUUUCCCAUAAGAGAUGUCAAGUUAUCAGAAAAUCAAUCAAUUUUAUUUUUUUA